GGAAUGGAGGAGGAGCUAAAUGUUCAACUCCAGUCCGUUGACGUCACCCGUACUAAAAAAAGGUCACUUAACCACAUUGUCCCAAAAGUGGACGAGGACACAACUUGCGACUCGUCUUGGAAGCGUUCGGAAUGUUUUUUUUUGUUAAAUUCCUGUUUUUCUCUGCACUUCAGAAGAGAACCUUCUUGACGCACGCGCAGUAACGUAGGUCGGCAGCUGACAGGACGAGCGAAGAAGAAAAGUAAAGGAGAGAAACAGGAAGUUUGACAACAAUUCCAAAGACGCAAAGAAGUAGGGAGCGUAUGCUCGGUGAUGACCAGUGAAAAAAAGCGGAGUGGCUUCCAGAUCACUAGCGUGACAUCAGACUUCAGUCAAACCUGGGCCGGUCAAUCAGCUCCCGGCGUGUUCCUGACAGUCGUCCAAACGUCGUCUACCUCCCACAGUCCCCGGGGCAGCUCCUCCCAGCCCACGACACCCUCUCUGAAGAGGAAACACGUUUCGCAUGAUGCCUUAGGGCAGGGGGCAGGCGCCUCAUCCAGGUUCCGACUGGUCCGCUUGGCAGGAGGCAGCACAGGCGGGCGAGAGCAUGGCGACACAUAUGAGCGCGGCCGUUGGAUGUGCACAGACUUUACGGAUGGGCCGGGGCUGAAACGGGUCAUGGACAGCAUAAGACACGCACAAUCACUGGAGUCUUUGGAGUCAAUUACAGGAGCAGUUCAUUUACCAUCUCAGCCAAUCAGAGAUGGAGGAACGGUGGGGCGACGAGUGCCUUCCCCACCUCCGCCAUUACGCUUGGCCUCUAAUGCCGGGGGGCAGUCGGUCCUCAGGCUGUCUCGCUCUCAGCCGAGCUCUCCCCCUCCCGCUCUGACCGUCAUCCCCACUCCGACGGCGUUCAGCCUGGACCAUAGCGCUGCCUUCAGCCUGCCGGCGGACAUCAGUGUGGUUGCCAUCGACAACAAGAUUGAACAGGCCAUGGAUCUGGUCAAGAGUCAUUUGAUGCUGGCUGUCCGGGAAGAGGUGGAGCUACUGAGGGAGCAAAUCAGGGAGCUGCAAGAGAGGAACCAGCAACUAGAGGCCGAAAACCACGUCCUGCGUGCGCAUGCAGACUUACCAAGGCCUCCCUCACCCACUGCUGCACCAAUGACACAACGGGACAACAGUCUGACGCAGGGGGGAUUGUGAGGGUUGCCACGCCAACAGCACCGUUUUCUAUAGUGCGUGUAAAUUUCCACUUCAAAUUGCAAAAUAGUGCCUAACAUUGUUGAAAACCCAACAUCCAUUAUCCAUCUCUUGUCAAACGGACUAAUCCCUUGGAUCAUUUUUUCUUAAGCUUUCCAUCCACCCAUCCAUUUUGUAUCAUGGCAUGGGCACACCCUGAGCUGGUCGCCAGCAAAUUUCAGGCUACAUUUUGAUGGAAAAAAACACAACCAAAAAAAAACAUUUACAUUCAAAACGGAACCCAUGCAAACACGGGCAGCCGUAGCCAAGAUUUUAACGCGAACCUCAAAACUGUGAGGUAGACAUGCGAACCACUACUCCACUGUGCCGCCCAUUAAAUAAGCAGUCGCUGUGACGUCUGAGCGCUUUCUCUGUCUUUGUGAUUGAUAGGUGAUCAGUGCAGGAUGUAGUGAUUUUAAAAUAAAUUGUUUUUAAAACAAAA
This is a messenger RNA of Hippocampus zosterae (dwarf seahorse), 1660 nucleotides long. Its product is annotated as TSC22 domain family protein 4-like. The record is from RefSeq and is a predicted model, not a curated record. The coding region runs from base 313 to 1182 and encodes 289 amino acids. Gene Ontology annotation, biological process: regulation of transcription by RNA polymerase II. NCBI's taxonomy places the organism in Eukaryota, Metazoa, Chordata, Actinopteri, Syngnathiformes, Syngnathidae. The transcript has 5 exons.